AUUUCCUACCCCCAUCUACCUGGCUGAGAAAUAUUUGAUUAGGGAUCGGAUUUUUAACUAACCAAUCCAUUCUUUCUCUCCAAACCAAAAUAGAAUCAAAACUCAUUUGAAAAAGAAAAUGAAACCACAUAUAGUUUGUAGUCAAAGGUAACAAAAUGAGGCCACUCAAAUAUUUCACUACUAAAAGCAAAAAGAAUCUUUACUACAACCUCCCACUGCCAGCGCCAAUCUGCAAAACUCCUUCUCAAGCGAAGAAACCAACAUGGCGACGCCAAGAAAAGCGGUUGCAGUUUCAGCCAUGCAAUUUGCCUGUACGGACGAAAUCUCUACUAAUGUUAACACCGCCGAAAGGCUAGUUAGAUCAGCUCAUGCAAAGGGUGCAAACAUAAUACUAAUUCAGGAACUGUUUGAAGGUUACUACUUCUGCCAGGCACAAAGGGAGGAUUUUAUUCAACGAGCUAAGCCUUAUAAAGGCCAUCCUACAAUUCUUAGGAUGCAACAACUUGCAAAAGAGUUAGGUGUGGUAAUUCCUGUUAGUUUCUUUGAGGAAGCUAAUAAUGCCCAUUAUAACUCCAUAGCCAUAAUUGAUGCUGAUGGGUCAGAUCUUGGACUUUACAGAAAGUCCCAUAUCCCGGAUGGACCAGGCUACCAGGAGAAGUUCUACUUUAAUCCUGGUGACACUGGGUUUAAAGUUUUUCAGACAAAGUUUGCGAAAAUUGGAGUUGCAAUUUGCUGGGAUCAGUGGUUUCCCGAGGCAGCAAGAGCAAUGGUUCUUCAAGGUGCGGAGAUAUUGUUUUAUCCAACAGCUAUUGGUUCCGAACCUCAAGAUCAAGGACUUGAUUCUUGCAAUCACUGGAAACGUGUAAUGCAAGGGCAUGCUGGUGCUAAUGUGGUGCCGUUAGUGGCUUCAAACCGCAUUGGAACAGAGAUUAUCGAGACAGAGCAUGGAAAAAGUACGAUCACGUUUUAUGGGAACUCUUUUAUAGCAGGACCAACUGGAGAAAUUGUUGCUGCUGCUAAUGAUAAAGAUGAAGAUGUUUUUGGUAGCAGAGUUUGAUCUGGAUAAAAUAAAGUCCAAGAGACAUGCUUGGGGAGUAUUUCGCGAUCGCCGACCAGAGCUAUACAAGGUGCUUCUGACUUUAGAUGGCAUCAACCCCAUUUUGUAAACUUCGAUCUUAACCCUGUCAGUUCUCUAUUCUAUGAAGUUGUGAAGUCCAAGGCAUAAACAACUUUCUUUCCCUUGUUUAUCUUCUAAAAUCUGCAGAAAGAAGUAUUUAUUAAAUCAAUAAUCUAGCUUUGAAAGUGGAAAUAUAUAUAUAUUUACAAGAUUUCUGUUCCUAAUUUCAUUUAGUUCAUAAUUUUCUUGCUGCUGCAAACACUGGGAGAUUCUUACAGUUCUCAAUUUGCACGCAUAUUUACA
Cucumis sativus (cucumber) is the source of this 1420-nucleotide messenger RNA. Its product is annotated as N-carbamoylputrescine amidase-like. Gene Ontology annotation, molecular function: N-carbamoylputrescine amidase activity. Lineage: Eukaryota; Viridiplantae; Streptophyta; Magnoliopsida; Cucurbitales; Cucurbitaceae. The record is from RefSeq and is a predicted model, not a curated record. The transcript is spliced from 10 exons. Bases 263 to 1057 code for a protein of 264 amino acids.